This is a messenger RNA of Drosophila santomea, 1855 nucleotides long. It is a transcript of the gene Actn3, whose product is annotated as cytospin-A. The transcript is spliced from 2 exons. Lineage: Eukaryota; Metazoa; Arthropoda; Insecta; Diptera; Drosophilidae. Gene Ontology annotation, molecular function: protein binding. The coding region runs from base 34 to 1839 and encodes 601 amino acids. The record is from RefSeq and is a predicted model, not a curated record.
AUCACACUUUCGUUUCCUCAAUUAUCAUUGCCGAUGUGUUCCCUAUUAAAGGAGCUUGUAAGCCAGAUAAAAGAAAUACAAUCUGAUUUGAAGGAUGACACCCACUUAGGACCAGAUAGAGCGGAUUGGAGCCGCAAUGAAGUUCGCAGAAUGAAGAACUGCUUGGGAAGAGUAAUUCUCUUCACGAGGUCCUUGAGAGAGACAUUUGCCGAAAGUCCUGGGUCCGGCGAUCAAGACCCAGCCUCGAAGGCUACAGUUCUGUUGCGAUGCACUCGGUACAUUAAGCGUUUGUCUACGAUCCUGCCACUACUUGAGGCUGAAGAAAGCUUAAAUAAAGUGAAUAAAACGCUAUUUCAGCUGGACGUUGAUACCAUUCUUUUUGAACUGGAGUGUAUUGUCAAAGAGGCCUUAAAACCUCCUUCCGCUCCGCAAUUUGCCUAUCCAGAACCUUGUUGUACUACUGCGGAAACUUGCGUAAAACAAAGUUCGAUUUGUGAGCUAAAUAAACUGCGGCUAAUGCUGAGAACUGCGGAGAAGAAGAAGGAGCUAGAAGUAAUGGGCCACAAUUUAAUGAUAAUGAAGGAGAAAACUUUGGUCCUUCAGGCCCGUAGAAAACAAGAGGUAGCGGAACAUAGACUAGCUGAGGAGCAGGAUCGCAACAAGGCACUCGAAGAAUGCCUGACCAAAUGCCAGAUACAUUUAAAGGACAUCACCGAACAGUAUCAGAAAUUGAAGGAAGCCAGCAAGCAAUUAAUCAAGGAGAGAAAUCAGAUUAGGCCACAGAAAAGAUGUCCUCAAAGUUGGAAUGCUCAAGUUGUGCGCAGAAAAAGCAGAAUAUCGACUAGGAAAAGCCUCGUAUGGGAGUCGGUUAAGCUAAAUCAAUCGGAACAGGAGACUCUUAUGAAACUGAAGACUCGCCUUAGUGAGGAAAAAGAUAUUAGGGUGAGAGCUAAGACCGCAAUGUGUAAAAUCAAAAAGGACAUGGACGCGUUGUAUUUUGGGAAAGCACUACUGCGAUUGGGGUUACAAAAAGAGAGCAAGUCAGGUACAAAUGCAAUUCGGAGUUUAAGAAAAAACAGUAAGGAUACCUUGGUUGUCAUUGACAAAGCCUUGAGUGCUCUUUCCCAUUACAACAGACUUAAAUUUCCGUACUGCAGAUUCAAGUUAAGCCGCCUCAUGGAAUGUCUUUACGACAACAUGAUGACGAUCCGAAAAAGAUGGAUCCGAAAAAUUAGCAGUGCAGUGGAACCAAAAUUAAGCGGUUCCGAAAGUAGAACUCUCUUUUUACCAAAGCCACCAAUGGCAGUUUCUUAUUCGCCACCCGAGCUUUUUUGGGACAAGAUAUACAAGCCCUGCACCCAGUCAAAACCUAUUACGUCCAAUGCGAGUUUAAUCCCGGUUUUGCCUAAGAAACAGUACAAACCCCUAUCCUUAGUGCCUUUAGUUCCCCGUAAAGUGCCGACCCGCGUCCCCUGCACAGCAUCGGUGCCGAAGUACCUGGGAAAAACAUUCGGCGAUCGACGCCUGAGUCUGCUCCGCUGGUGCCGAGAAAGGGUUAAACCAUACGGCAUUCCCAUGUACGAGUUCAGUGCCUCGUGGAGCAGUGGCCGUGCUCUGUGCGCCAUCAUCCACUCCUACCGCCCCGACCUGGUUGACAAAACCUAUCUCGGCCAUAGGAGAACCGAGGAGGCCUUGGCAUAUGGCAUUCAAGUUGCCAAAUCCCUUGGUGUUUCUGAAUCCGUCGACCUGAUUGGCGAGCUCCGCCAGGGGCAUCCAAACUUAGAGAAGGUGGUCGGUUUCGUGGAGGAGCUGCAGAGCCUACUGGAACCAGGUGUAUAAGAAAAAUUAUAAAUUC